Molecule: messenger RNA, 4888 nt
Organism: Sebastes umbrosus (honeycomb rockfish)
Lineage: Eukaryota; Metazoa; Chordata; Actinopteri; Perciformes; Sebastidae
Product: protein 4.1-like
Exons: 27
Coding region: 171-3845 (1224 amino acids)
Biological process (GO): cortical actin cytoskeleton organization
Cellular component (GO): cytoskeleton; plasma membrane
Molecular function (GO): actin binding; structural molecule activity
Source: RefSeq, a predicted model, not a curated record
CCGUCGGCUGCCUGUAGUGGUCUGUGAUAGGCUGAUAGGCUGCAUGGUGGAGAGGGUGAACUGCAGCAGAGUAGCACCGCUACUGUCAGGAAACAGAAGACCACUCCACGAAUGAGACUCGCAUAAACCAACCAGCUGAACGAGGACGGUUUUUACCUGCGUGAUUUACCAUGACAACUGAAUCAGGCGCCGACUCGGAGGCCAAGCAGCCGCAGGAGAACAAGGAGACGGAGAAGGGGAAAGCCAAAGCAGCCGAACCCACCUCGCCUCAGAACCAGCCGGAGCAGCUUCCCGCCGCUGCUGGACACAGCACCCCGGCCAGGAAAGAACAGGAGCAGCAGGAGGGGGACCAGGUAUCCCACAGGUCGUCCACCAGUCGUCUGUCCAGGUCUCCUUUGAAAGGAGUGAAGAAGGUGAAGAUGAUGGAGUGUAAAGUCACCAUGCUCGACGGCUCCGACUUCACACUCAACGUGGAGAAACGAUCCAAAGGCCAAGUGCUCUUUGAUAAAAUAUGUGAACACCUCAAUCUACUGGAGAAUGACUACUUUGGCAUCACACACAGAGAUGUAGAGAAUCAGACGAAUUGGCUGGACCCUUCCAAGGAGCUAAAGAAGCAGAUCAGGACCGGUCCCUGGAGCUUUGCUUUCAAUGUCAAGUUUUACCCUCCAGACCCCGCCCAGCUGACUGAGGAUAUCACAAGGUACUACUUGUGUCUGCAGCUGAGAGAUGACGUGGUUUCAGGCCGUCUGCCCUGCUCCUUUGCCACCCACACGGUGCUGGGCUCCUACACAGUGCAGUCUGAACUGGGAGACUACGACCCCGAGGAACUAGGCAGCGACUACAUCAGCGAGCUGCGCUUCGCACCCAACCAAACCAAAGAGCUGGAGGAGAAGGUCAUGGAACUCCACAAGACCUACAAGGGGAUGACACCAGCCGAAGCAGAGAUACACUUCCUGGAAAAUGCCAAGAAGCUGUCCAUGUACGGCGUGGACCUCCACCACGCUAAGUUGGUAGGGAGUCUCUAUGAAUGCUUGGCUCCAGCUGAGGGAGAGGACUCUGAGGGUGUGGAGAUCAUGCUGGGAGUUUGUUCAAGUGGCCUGCUCAUCUACAGAGACAGGUUGCGGAUCAACCGGUUCGCUUGGCCCAAAAUCCUCAAGAUCUCUUACAAGAGGAACAACUUCUACAUCAAGAUCCGGCCCGGCGAGUUUGAGCAGUUUGAAAGCACAAUUGGUUUCAAGCUUCCAAAUCAUCGCGCUGCCAAAAGGCUCUGGAAGGUCUGUGUUGAGCACCACACCUUCUUCAGGCUCAUAUCCCCCGAGGCGCCGCCGAAGAAGUUCCUGAGCCUCGGCUCCAAGUUUCGCUACAGCGGCAGAACGCAGGCUCAGACCCGCAGGGCCAGCUCUCAGAUCAUCAGACCUGCUCCGCUCUUCGAACGCUCCGCCAGCAAGCGCUACAACAUGUCCCGCAGCUUAGACGGAGCACCCAUUAUGGAGAACCAUGAGACUCUCAUGAAGGACAGCGCCACUGACGGGGCAGCCAAAGUCAUCGCCAAGGGAGACAUUAUCACCACGGUAACGACAGAGAAGAAGGCUGAGGAAGAGAAGGAAGAGCAGGAAGACACUCGGAUGGAUGCUGUAGAGACGCCAGAACCGACUGCCACAACACCGCUCAGACAAGACACAAAGUGCUCCCCUCAUGUAUACACAAUCGACCCCCUCCGCUCCGAGCUCUCACUCCCCUCAUCCCCUGUUACAUCAACUAAAGUACGGCGGAGGCGCAGGGAGAGCACGCGUAAACGGGCCUCGUCGGUCAGUCCGGCCAAGAGCAGCGCUGGGUGCCGCCGCCGGCAAGCCCUCGCAGACCGCAAAGCCGCCCUGCUGGACGAGCAGGUGCUGCUGCUCUCGGCCCGCAAGCAGAGGCUAGAGCAGGGCAAGAGGCGCGGCGGCACGCUCUUCUCCUUCUCCCUGCACCUACCCGACCUGUCCUCCUUCCUGGACGAGGACGGCUACAUCUCCUUCCCCGAUCUGACGGAGAUGCGCUUCCUCCCACUCUGCGCGCAGAACUUCCUCCCCAUUAAGUCCCCGUCACUCAUCCCUUGCUUCCUCUUCAUUUUCUUCUUCCUGCUCUCCACCUCCUUCUCCGUCCCCUACGCCCUCACCCUCUCCUUCCCCCUGGCGCUGUGCCUCUGCUACCUGGAGCCCAAGGCAGCCUCCCUGACCGCCUCCAUAGCCCAGGGCUACCAUGACCAUGACAGUUCAGAGGAAGAGGAGACUGACAGCGAACAAACUGACUUUGCCUUUGAUGGAGAGAUGACCGCCACAGAGUCGGACGCAGAUGAGGACUCUGAGAUGCGGACUCAGUAUAGUUUCAUAAGACGAGUUAAAGGAGAAAACGUUUUUAUCAAGCAUAGUAAUCUGAUGCUAGAGGACAUCUCGCCUCCGGAAGAGCUGGUCAAGCACCAGACUAACAUCAGCGAACUGAAGCGCUCCUUCCUGGAGACAGGCGACAGCACGCCGGGCCUGACGGAAUGGGAGAAGAGACUCUCCUCGUCCCCAGCGCGCUCACCCAGAGCGGACGAAGCUCCGAUGAUCGAGCCGCUGGAGCCGGAGGAUACUAAAGACGAGCAGCCUGCAGGAGGAGAGGCAAAAGAGGAGGUGGAACUUAAAGCCACUGAGGCGGCAGGAUAUCUGGUGAAAUACGUGGUGGAUAGUAUCGCGACCGAUUUGGCCACCUCCUCGGGGCCACACGGGAUUAGUCUGUCAACCACUAUGGACGACGACGUCUUCAUGGACGCGACCCUCAGGGAGGCGGAGGAGGUGUCGGAGAGGGCGGAGAUGAAGGUCAGCCCCGGAGCCGUCAGACAGGAAGUGUCCCAGGCCAUCACUGACAAGAAAGGGACGCUCAUUAUCUUGAAGGAGGCGGAGGAUAAAGCAGAGGGCAAAGAGACGAGUGUUGCGGGUGAAGAAGAGGAGCCUGUUGUCCCUGGAGAGGCCGAAGCUGAAGAUAAUGAAAUGCAGUUUGCCUCUAAAGAGAAAGAAGCUAUCAAAGAAGAUGCUUCUGUUGUUAUAGAGGCCAAAACCACAGAGACGCAGAGUCCGAAGAUGGAGAUAAAAACUGACGACAUGACUCAGAUUAAAGGUACUGACUCGCCUAAAAAGGCCAUGGCAUCGUGGAUAUCUGAGGAGGUGAAGACAGAGGCUUCGGAGGUCAUCACAAAGGAAGUAAAAGAGAUGGAGACGCCUGACGAUCUGGAGCAGGAAGCAGAAAUCUUCACCUUCGAAGCGGUCCAAACGGAGCAGUCAAAGUCCAGCCUGAUUCAGAUUACAGUUUCUGAAUCAUCAUCUACAUCCUUAGCAGUGUCUACGCUCGGAUGGGUUUCCUCCUCUGAAAAGACAUCCGCUGAACCGGAGGAGAAGGCGGUGGUUGCCACGGAGACAGAGGCAGUACCAGUCGAGUCGACAGGGCCAACGAGUCUCGAUGUCGUCGAGGUGGGAACCAAAGAGAUGCCUGUAGUCCACACAGAGACAAAAACUAUCACCUAUGAGUCUGCAGAGGUCGACACUAACGGUGACGUCGACCCCGGGGUGUUGCUGAGUGCUCAGACCAUCACCUCGGAAACCACCAGCACCACGACAACCACACACAUCACAAAGACGGUUAAAGGAGGAAUAUCAGAGACGAGAAUUGAGAAAAGGAUUGUCAUCACAGGAGAUACAGACAUCGACCACGAUGAGGCUCUGGCUCAGGCCAUAAAGGAGGCUAAAGAACAGCAUCCUGACAUGUCAGUGACCAAAGUAGUGGUACAUAAAGAGACAGAGAUCACGCCAGAGGAGGGGGAGGACUGACCCAGGAGUAACUCUGAGGGCUGUUUUCUGUUCAACCUCCCAGAAUCCAACACCCACAAAACUCCUCAUAUUACUCCUCCGGGGACUCUCAGAAGACUAGAAAGGCUCCUCCUCUCCAAAUGCUGCAGCCCGCCGCUAGUCAAAACCAUCACCUGCAAAUUAAACAAAUGCAUCUUGCAUGAGAAGGACACAACAUUGCAUUAUCAAACAGAUUAUACUGAAAAAACGUACGAUUUAAAAAAAAAAAUGGUUCUCGAUUUCCACCUGCACGCCGACUCCCUGUGUGUGCAGCAAGCAGAACGUUUGCUUUCACUGCCUUAUGAAUUUGAUGCAUUUUUAUGAUUAUUGAGAAUAAUUAUUGUAGCACCGUUUUAUUUAUGAAAUAAAGCCAUCACUCCAGACACUUAAAUACGCUGUAGGCUGCAUAUGUUAGGGAGCAUACACUAUUUAACCUUGUUGUAGAAAGUGCCAACCUCAUUUGCCAGCAAGCAUCGCCUCACUUACUCCAACAAGCCCAUGAUUUUUCCAUCAGGUAUGCCACUACUCCAGAGAUCACUACGGCCCACUUCUGUACAUAUCCAAGCUUCCCUAGGAGAAUAGCAAAUUAUCUUUCACCGUUGAUUUGUCACGUCUACUUGAAUUGCAUUUUUCCUUUUUAUGAUCAUUUCAGUAUUUUUAGCGUUUUCCUCAUCGAUUGAUUCCACCGAGAAGUUUCUGUUUUAGGCGAAGGAAUCAAGAUUUCUGUGAGAUUUUUAUGUGCCUGAGCAGGCUUUGAAUGUCCUCCAGGGUAGAUGAUCGGCUGCAGCACAAGUCCCAGGUUGUGUGACUGUGAGGCAAAGGGCUCAGACUGCCGAGCUCUGCCCAGAAUUAAAUGCAAAGCCAAGAGAGAUCCGUCACCCCCCCACCGCCCCUCCCACCCUGAACAUGUCAACUGUACGUCUCCUUCAUCUGUCCAACUGUAUCUGAAUAACCGAGUAUUGUUUGUGUACAGCCAUGUUUUCCUCAAAAUGGUGAAAUAAAAGUGGCAAAUACAUUUGUUUUAA